Molecule: messenger RNA, 1290 nt
Organism: Penicillium robsamsonii
Lineage: Eukaryota; Fungi; Ascomycota; Eurotiomycetes; Eurotiales; Aspergillaceae
Exons: 4
Coding region: 1-1290 (429 amino acids)
Biological process (GO): regulation of mRNA processing; spliceosomal complex assembly; protein phosphorylation
Molecular function (GO): ATP binding; protein kinase activity
Source: RefSeq, a predicted model, not a curated record
AUGAACUGGAGAGCAAGUGCCCUGCGUAUUUGCUCUAAUGCCAGGGUUAUUCACAGGGGAAUUUUCCCUCAAUUUCCCAUUUUUGCGUGCUGGCUAAUCUCCCCCUUUGAUCGAAAACCAGCCUGGUCGCGGCGAUAUUCAUCACAAUGGACGUCCAACCCGAGAGUCUUCCCGGUGUUUGAUCUCGGGUUAUUGGAUUCAUCUCUCAAAAUUGAAGAAGAGCUUGCGAUAGAAGAUGAGCCCAACGAGACAUACACGUAUCCCGCCGAGGAGGAAGAAAUCCUGAACGACAGGUACCAAAUUCUACACAAGAUCGGCUAUGGGCCCACGGCAACCAUUUGGUAUGCUUUCGAUAUGAUGGUGCCCAGAAUGGUUGUUUUGAAGAUCUACGUGGUGGACCAUAUGCUCAAAACGUAUGGGCGGGUUUACCCACCAAAAUCAUACCAGCAAAGCGAGUGCCCUUUUCACGAAGUUAGUGAUCGUUUCUCAAUCAAGAGUCCUCGUGGCCCUCAUAUUUGUGUUGUUCACGAGGGUCCACCGAUAGACCCAGAGCAAUUGCAUACGGGAGACAAGCUGGAUCUCGAGUCGAUGAGGUCUACAAUGAAACAAAUACUGGUCAUGAUGGAUUUCCUACACACUGAUUGUUACCUGACUGCCCGCAUAAGGCCAAACGAAGCAUUCAAUGUUGCUUCCGACCACGGACGAAGUGCUGGACCCAUCAAUGUCGGGCUUAUCACCCCAACGAUACUCCCAGGCGAUGGCGUUCCCCUCCGUAUGGACUUCCCAGACAAUGAAAUGCCCGGCAUCGUCGAAAAACAUUGCAGGCCCCCUGAGCAGGUCCUGAAAUCGAAAUGUGAUCACAGGGCAGACAUUUGGGCUACUGCUGUAGCUGCAUGGAAUUACACCAGUUCCGAAGGACUCAUCGACGGACGAAACUCGGACGGAGCCUUUGAUGACCGGGUCCACAUCGCAGAGCUGGUUGCUCUACUUGGCACUCCUCCACCAGAGUUCUGUGAGAAUAUGCGACUGGGCUCCAUUUUCUGGGACAAAGAAGGAAAUUGGACGGGCCAAGCUCCCAUACCAGACCGAAGCUUGGAGAGCCUGGCAGCUGGCAAUGUCGAGGGCGAGGACGUGGAAGGCUUCAUGCAGUGGAUGCGAAAGGCGCUACAAUGGAAUCCUCGAGAUCGACCAACGGCCCUGGGGCUCUUGCGUCAUGAGUGGAUGGCCCGGAGUACGAAGCCUGCGGAGGGAGAAUGUAUGGAUGUAUCCGAGGAGAGCACCCAAGUCUAG